This is a messenger RNA of Ruditapes philippinarum (Manila clam), 2107 nucleotides long. RefSeq lists its product as uncharacterized. NCBI's taxonomy places the organism in Eukaryota, Metazoa, Mollusca, Bivalvia, Venerida, Veneridae. The transcript has 7 exons. Bases 188 to 2107 code for a protein of 639 amino acids. The record is from RefSeq and is a predicted model, not a curated record.
GCAAGGCACGUUUCAAACAUAAUCUGGUCAAAACUAAACUUGCGUUUGAAUUUAAUUAUGUUUCAUGACAAACACUUAAAUGUUUUAACCCACAACUGACACUUCACAUUUAUCAUGAUUGGACGGUAAUAGCAAGAGACAGUCACAUAUCAUCUUGAUCAGACAAAUGGGAAUUUAAACAAAUGAGAUGGAACCAUCGAAGAGCUGUGAUAUCACUAGAGGGCAUGAACACUACCUUUAUCAUAUAUUAUUACUGGAACAAGCUUCGCAUAUCGCAUUGAAGGCCAUAAUUAAAAGGGAAGAGACAAAAUGUGGAAAAAGUAUUGGUAUUGUGCUAAAUGAGAAUAGAGAUGCUUUUAAAACCCAGUACGAAACAGAGUUUCUUCAAUUAAUUCAAAAAGAUGAUGUCAAUGACGACAUUGAUACGUGGGACACACUUCAAUUAUGUGCUGUGACAUUAGUUUUGUUUAAAUCUGAUCUAACUGAACCAGGAGUUAAAGCCAUUCAAUGUAUAUAUGAUCAGAGGAAAGAUAUUGAACAAUACGCCGAAUGUGCCUUCCUAACAUUCAAUACCUACAACGAGAAAAAGAAUUUAUUGCACAAACAAUUACUCGAGUUGAUAACGCUCAUAGACGCCCAAGCUAAUAUUGAUUGUAAACGUAUGAUGUUUUCAUUUGAAUCAAAAUCAAUGAAAUUAAGCGAAACACUGAUUGACAAAAUAACACAGACAAAUGAUAUUAAAACACAUCUUAAAAUUGCAAUUGAUGUAGAUGUCGCUACAGAGAAUGGUAUGAUUGGCGAAGAGAACCACCAAAAGCUCCAGACCAAUGGCCAAAUGUUCACUGAAGAACUUCAGAACAAAUAUGUCUACAUCAAUGAUUCGGCUAUUUUGACAUGUAAACUCAACCUUCCAACAGAUGAAAAUGUUGAGUGGAGGAAAGAUAACAAGCCGGUUGAAAUUUCAAAUAAUGUUAUGGUCAUGAGCAAGAAUGGCAAUCAUUGGUUAGCGAUUUCCCGUGCAUCAUUGGAAGAUACGGGUCAAUAUUCGUGUGUAUGUGGCCAUAUUUCAACUACAGCUGAACUUACUGUUAUAGAUGAAGCAUUAAGUGUGGUCGUUGAUUUGCCUACCAAAAUUGAGGUUAGCGAGAAUAGAAACAUUGAUAUAGAGUGUAAGGUGAACCUUCUCACGAGUAAACCUGUUUGGCGAUACAAAGGGGGAAUUCUACAAUCAUCUGGUAGAAAGGUUAUACAAGCAAAUGGUACUACCCACAAAUUGAAGAUCAUGAAUGUAAAACUACACGACGAGGGUGAAUAUACAAUUGACUUUGGAAAUGUCUCAUCUAAAACAACAGUUCAAAUACAAGUGGAAACAGACCUUAUCCACAGAAGACAGAUAACACAAGAAGUGUACAGAAAUUGGAUGAGAGGAGCUCUAGCGUUAAAAUAUUUGAAAAUAGGUUUAGAGGAUUUUUCCGAAAAGGUUGUUGCCAAACAUCAUAAUGAUCUAAUGAAAACUCUUGGAAAUACAUGCAACACUUGUACAGAGAGAAGUCUUCUCCCACAUAAACAAGAUCAAUGCCCACGGCAAGGAAAACAUCAAUGUUUAUGUACUAAGAUUCAGAAAAAAAAGUCAAGACUAUUGUGUCCAAAUGGGGGAUUUUGUGGCAACGUUUAUAAUAAAAUAGUUUGUAAUCAUCGCUUUCAAGAUCCAUCAUUCACGAACACGGAUGUCCAGAAAUGGAGCAGUGAUCCAUGGAGUGUUGCUACAUGCUUUAUAAAUACUACUGGCUACAAAGACAAACAAUCAGCUAAAGACGUCGACUGCUCUGGUUUACUUAGUAUGUGUAUAAACAACAUUUAUAUAGAAAUGAUGCUUGGAGAAGUUAUCAUCGAUGGGAAAAUAGAUGCGUUUGCACAGGCACGGGCAGCGCGGAAUGAUAUUCUUCACAGUCCAAACUAUGAACUUUCUGAAAAUCAACUAAACAAGUUUAUCAAAAUGUUUAAAGAAGUACUAGAAAUCAAGGACAAACAUGGCAAUACACCUCUGAAAGGGGAGCCAGGCGUUGUAAAUGCCUUACAUUUACUAGAUAAGGUAACUAUCCUAUAA